AUGGAAAAAGUUUUAGCGAAGAAGAGAGCCAUUGUGGAGGCUGUUCUAGCCGAUACGUCUGAAACAUUCUUAUCUAGUGCUUUGGUACUUGCUCAGUCCAAUAGUUCAGUUUUGGAAGAAGAAGAGGACGUUCUUUUUGCUGUGAUUUUAGCUUACUUAAAGAUUAGAGAACUUGAACUUGAUUCUGAUAAAGUGGCUUAUGAUAAACGUCGUGAUCGAGUUGAAGAGAUUUAUGUGAAGUAUUUGAAAUUCCUGCAAGAUUUAGUCGAUUGCCGGUUGGAAUCAGAAUUACCAGAUACUGCGAAGCUUUGGGGAAUUGUGGAAGAGGUUGUGAAGACUAAAGUAGUAACAAGAGAAGAUAAGGUUUAUCUGUACAAUCAAAAGAAAAUCUAUCGAGAGAAGUUGUUAAAUGACUUUCGGGUGGACUGGCUAGUUGUUUUUGCUGCAUUAGAAGCUACUAGAAAGAUUGAAGUUCUUCAUAUUGAGAAGAACAUUCUUUCUUUAUCUGAACAGGAGAUAAGAGUGGCUGACCACCAAAAAACACCACUAAACAUACAAAAACUCAAUCACGUAAACCAUCCAGUACGUCUAACCGCCCGAACCAGUAAGGAAGAUAUGCAACGACUACUUACUCCCACCAAUGCUCCAACUAUGACAAUAGAAGAGUAUGGCGACCGAAUGUUAGCACAGAUGAAGCAACAAGGCCUAGCAAUUCCUUCUAGUACCAAUCCAAUUCUUCAAGAGAUAGAUUCAGAAUCUGAGAGUGGCGAUAUAUCUAUUGAAGCUACCGAAGCCGAAAGAAAGCGAAAGGAGCAAGAUCCAGGUCUAGUUACAGGUGAUGGCAACCGUAUGGGUCGUAAGUAA
This is a messenger RNA of Nematocida homosporus, 864 nucleotides long. RefSeq lists its product as uncharacterized. NCBI's taxonomy places the organism in Eukaryota, Fungi, Microsporidia. The record is from RefSeq and is a predicted model, not a curated record. The transcript has a single exon. Bases 1 to 864 code for a protein of 287 amino acids.